AUUACUUAUAUACCAUAUGUGCCUAGUUAGAGACCUUCAACUUUUUUUUUUGCCCAGGGGCUGGCAUGGUGUGGCAUGGCUUUGGCUUUUAGACUCACCAGUAUUGAAUAUCAAUUCUGAUUAAGUUCAUAAAUAGUUAAGUAAAUGUUAACUUGCUACUUAUCUGUGUUUUUACGUAAGUAGUCACUUAAAAUUAAAUUGAAAAUCGCACUAAUAAAUGGAUAAAAAAUAAAGAUACUAUGGGGAGUGGGUGCAAUAUAGAGAAGGAUAAAUAAAUAAAUAGCGUUAAUAUAUUAUAAUAAAUAAUAAAAAAAAACUUCAUUAGAUGUAAACCAGCCAUAACAGUAAAAAAAAAACAAUAGACUAGAUGAUUACUUUUUAUUUUAUAAAUAAAUAGUUUAUUCAUAUCUGAAAAAUAAUGUACAAGUUGUUGAGAAAUAAUGUACAGGAUGUCUGCGAGAUAUGAUGCUGUUUGUGGAACUGCUACUGUGUUGAUUAAUGAAGAGAAUAAUGCGCUCGCGGAGAAGUCUUUCGAAGUUGCGAAGGAAUAUGUAAGAAGGAACCCAACCCUUGGUUUAUCUGUUGACCCUGUUAUCAUUGUAGGCAACAGAACUGACGCUAAAGCGUUUCUAGAAAAUGUUUGCAGGAAGUAUAAUGAUAUGGUAAUUUCAAAGAAAACUCCGCACGUUGUCCUUGAUUUUACUAUGACCGGUGUUGGUUCGGAAACUAUAAAAUCUUUCACUGCUGCAUUAGCAUUACCUACUAUUUCUGGGUCGUUCGGACAAGCCGGUGACCUACGCCAAUGGAGAUCCCUCGAUGCGAAUCAAACUAGAUUUCUUUUACAAAUCAUGCCACCAGCUGAUAUUCUUCCCGAGUCAGUCAGGGCCAUUGUCACUAAACAAGAUAUUACUAACGCUGCCAUAAUGUUUGACGAAUUAUUCGUAAUGGAUCACAAGUACAAAUCCCUAUUGCAAAAUAUUCCGACGCGUCAUGUCAUAACUCCCGUGAAGAGUUUCAACAAAGAUGAAAUUAAAACACAACUGCGAAGUUUGCGAGAGUUGGAUAUUGUGAAUUUUUUCAUCAUUGGCAGUCUGAGAACCAUAAAGAAUGUUCUUGAUGCGGCGGAUGAAAACCAAUAUUUUGGAAAGAAAACAGCUUGGUUCGCUUUAUCAUUAGACAAGGGUGAUAUAAGCUGUAGUUGCAAAGAUGCUACUAUAGUAUAUUUGCGGCCCACACCCGAUGCGAAGAGUAGAGACCGUCUUGGAAAAAUAAAAACAACAUACAGCAUGAACGGGGAACCAGAGAUCACCUCUGCGUUUUACUUUGACCUAUCGCUGCGCACAUUUUUAGCUGUAAAAUCACUACUGGAUUCUGGCAAGUGGCCAAACGACAUGAAAUACAUCACAUGUGACGAUUAUGACGGUAAGAAUACACCUAACAGGACCUUGGACCUAAAGACGGCUUUCCAAGAGAUAAAAGAAACUCCUGCAUAUGCACCAUUUUAUAUACCGGAAGAUGAUCCAAUGAAUGGAAGGAGUUAUAUGGAGUUCAACACAGAUUUAACGGCAGUAACGGUUAAAGAUGGGGCAUCUAUAGGUAGUCGAUCGCUUGGCUCCUGGAAGGCGGGUCUUUCAAGUCGUCUGUCCUUGACUGAUCCUGACAAUAUGAGUGAUUAUUCUGCUCAAUUAGUAUACAGAGUAGUCACUGUCGAGCAAGAACCUUUUAUUAUAAGAGACGAUGAUGCUCCUAAAGGCUUCAAGGGAUAUUGUAUAGACUUAAUCGAAGAGAUCCGUCAAAUAGUCAAGUUCGAUUACGAAAUAGUUCUGUCGCCAGAUAGCAAUUUUGGCACUAUGGAUGAAAACGGGAACUGGAAUGGUAUUAUAAAGGAACUGAUGGAGAAGAGGGCAGAUAUAGGCCUUACCUCCUUAUCAGUGAUGGCAGAGAGGGAGAACGUCGUCGAUUUCACUGUUCCGUAUUACGAUCUCGUUGGUAUAACGAUUAUGAUGAAAUUGCCACGGACUCCGACCUCUCUAUUCAAGUUCCUGACCGUAUUGGAGAAUGACGUUUGGCUAUCCAUAUUAGCUGCAUAUUUCUUUACAAGUUUCUUAAUGUGGGUAUUCGACAAAUGGAGUCCAUAUAGUUACCAAAAUAACCGGGAAAAAUACAAAGAUGAUGAAGAGAAACGGGAGUUCACUCUCAAAGAAUGUCUAUGGUUCUGUAUGACUUCACUUACGCCUCAAGGAGGCGGGGAAGCACCGAAGAAUCUCUCCGGAAGACUUUUAGCAGCAACAUGGUGGCUGUUCGGUUUCAUCAUCAUAGCGUCGUACACUGCGAAUUUGGCAGCGUUCCUCACAGUCUCCCGCCUGGAUACACCUAUAGAGUCCCUGGAUGACUUAUCGAAACAAUAUAAGAUUCAAUAUGCACCUCUAAACGGGUCUGCAGCUAUGACGUACUUCGAAAGGAUGGCACAUAUUGAAGUAAGAUUUUAUGAAAUAUGGAAGGAGAUGAGCCUAAACGACAGUCUUAGCGACGUAGAACGGGCAAAGUUGGCUGUAUGGGAUUAUCCAGUUAGCGACAAAUACAGCAAGAUGUGGCAAGCAAUGAAAGAGGCUGGCCUUCCCAACACGGUGGAGGAAGCUCUCCAAAGAGUCAGAGCUUCCAAAAGUUCCAGCGAAGGUUUCGCGUGGCUCGGUGACGCCACCGAUGUCAGAUACCAUGUCUUAACGAAUUGCGAUCUCCAAAUGGUUGGUGAUGAAUUUUCGAGGAAACCAUACGCAAUUGCUGUACAGCAAGGGUCGCCACUCAAAGACCAGUUUAAUAAUGCGAUUCUUCAACUGCUCAAUAAAAGAAAGUUAGAGAAGUUAAAAGAAAAUUGGUGGACGAACAAUCCGAAAGCGAAGAAAUGUGAGACACAAGACGAUCAGUCGGACGGAAUUUCGAUUCAGAACAUAGGUGGUGUAUUUAUAGUUAUCUUCAUGGGUAUUGGACUUGCUUGCAUCACUCUCGGAGUCGAAUACUGGUGGUACAAGAUAAGGAAACGGUCAACCAUUGACGUCACUCAGGUGGAACCGGCGAAGUCGACAAGAACCAACACGGAUGUAAAGCAAGACACAUUUUCAUUUAGAUCGGGGAACUUAGGUUUAUCUAAUUUAAAACGGAAAUUUUAAAUUAUAAAAGCAUGCGAAGCUUAGAUAACGAUACAGCGAUAUUUUUAAUUAUCCAAGCGUUUAUUUCCAGGACUAAUACAAAGAUUCCGUUGUAUCUCGUCUUGUGACGACACAGCCUUUUUUAUUAAGUCUCCGUGACUACUCGCUGUUAUAAUAUUUUAAGAGAAUCAAGAACAAAGGAGUUCGUUUAGAUUAACGCAAAAGGUUAUA
Messenger RNA from Diatraea saccharalis (sugarcane borer), 3377 nucleotides. NCBI's taxonomy places the organism in Eukaryota, Metazoa, Arthropoda, Insecta, Lepidoptera, Crambidae. The record is from the annotation of a GenBank genome assembly.